AUGGUAUCUUCUACUGACGAUGCUGGUACAUACGACCACAGGGUGUGGAAAAUAGGGCUUCCCGUCCGCUCAGCCGUACUCAAGCCACACGCCGGGAGGUUAGUAGUUGGGUGGGUGACCACCAGCGAAUCCCUUCUGUUGUAUGUUUUUGGCAUGUUUUUGGUUUUUCUAUUCAAAAACACGCCAACACCAGCCAUAACCACCAUAUAUUUUCGCGACAGGUCAUUCUGGCCUUUUGUCACCGUGGCUUGCAAGCCCUGUGUACAUGCGCACAACCUGCGGGUGUCAAGGUUAUCACACUCUUGUCAAUCUUCUGUAAUCUUCGGUUGGCGGUUAAUCGAACACUCCUUCCCAGUUACUGAAGUACAAUUUAGACUGCAGAGCAUACACCGACAAAUAUCUUUGAGAUGCAUUGAGCAAAGACAAUCACAUGACGACAUCAUUCUCUUGUCCUAA
Aspergillus fijiensis CBS 313.89 is the source of this 456-nucleotide messenger RNA. NCBI's taxonomy places the organism in Eukaryota, Fungi, Ascomycota, Eurotiomycetes, Eurotiales, Aspergillaceae. The record is from RefSeq and is a predicted model, not a curated record.